CGAGGUUGGGUUAGAAAAAGUCAAACACGCACGUGCAUUUUCGCUUUUUUUCUCAAAGUAUUUUAACUUGAAUUCAUAUUAUUUGUACUUUCGUUUUUCCAUUCUGAAAUUUCCUCCUAGUGCAUUAAACGCUGUUGUCUGUCUCAAUAUUUUACAGCGACAAACCAAUUUUCUCCAAAGAUUGUACUACUGAAAGGCGAUUUCUCUUCUCCUGUCAGGGUUGAUCCAAAUUUCAAGGAUGUCGUGUCAAAUUUGUCAGAAGUCCGAAUCGAAGUACAAAUGUCCAACCUGCAGAAUAAAUUAUUGUUCUGGAGACUGUUGGAACGAGCAUAAAACUACAAAAUGCGAGCCUCCUCCUCAGCCAAUGGAAGAAUGUAAGAAGAGAACUGAGUACUUUUUUGAGACAGAAGACACUGUUCCCCUUGAAAAAUUAGAAUUAUUAAAGGGCAGUAAGAAUCUGAGGAAAAUACUGGAAAAUCGGCACGUGCGUGAUAUGCUCACUGCCAUUGACAAAUCUCAAAAUGCUACGGAAGCUAUGAAAGCAGCAAUGUUAGAGCCUAUUUUUGUGGAAUUUGCUGACGAGUGCUUGAAAAUUGUUGAGCCUGAAACGGGGAGAUCGUAAUGUGAAAAGUGUUUUUUAUCUUAUAAGCUGACUGUGAUCAAGGUAAUUUUGCACCGCUCUGUUGAGUCUUUUCUUUCUUAAAUUGUUUCUAAACCUUUCUUUUAAAGUUUUAAUCCUGUUGAAUCUACCUGUGACCAAAAUUUUUAUUAUCAUAUUCAUCUGGUGUAUCAGCAGAAGUAAAUAAUCAUCGAGACCGGUUGGAUUACUUAUGUUACAUUUUUUUUUCCUUUGCUGGAAUUGAACUUAUUAUAUGAUUUUUUUAAGUUUA
Molecule: messenger RNA, 890 nt
Organism: Bemisia tabaci
Lineage: Eukaryota; Metazoa; Arthropoda; Insecta; Hemiptera; Aleyrodidae
Product: zinc finger HIT domain-containing protein 3
Biological process (GO): maturation of LSU-rRNA from tricistronic rRNA transcript (SSU-rRNA, 5.8S rRNA, LSU-rRNA); box C/D snoRNP assembly; snoRNA localization
Cellular component (GO): pre-snoRNP complex; nucleus
Molecular function (GO): protein binding
Source: RefSeq, a predicted model, not a curated record